AUGGCGGACGAUUUGGACGCCGAGCUGCUGGCUCUGGCAGGUGACUCUGACGAGGAGCACUCGUCCCCCCCUCAAAAGGAUGAUUCACCAGAUCAUUCUUCACCACACUCCUCAGAUCGCGAACAGUCACCAGAGACCAUGGGCCGUAAAGGCACUGCGAUAUCCACUCGUCGUGGAAAAAAGCCCCGAAGAGAUGAAGAUGACAUGGAAGUAUCUGACGCAGAAUCCCACGACUCCCUUCAGUCAGCCCCGAUGUCUGAAUCCGAGUCCGAAGCUGGCGAGGCCUCUGACGACGAGGACAAACCCAUCUUUCCCUACGAGAAGCUUUACUACUCCGCGAAAGAGAAACAAGAGAUCAUGGCCAUGCCCGAAAUCCAAAGAGAAGAGCUGCUUUCCGAGCGAGCUCAACAGGUCGACCGCCACAAUCAAGAUCUCGCUCUACGCCGUCUUCUAGCCUCCCGAGAGCGCGAGGAAGCUCGUGCAGCUGCCAAGCAGGCGAAGCGCAAGUCUGGAUCUGCUGGUAACGACGAUUCUCAACGCAAGAGCUCCCGACAGAAGACUACUCUGGGUGGCCGUAAAGUCGGCGAGACUUCCGAUGCGAUCGAGGCCUACAAGCGCCAGCGUGAACAGAAGGGCAAGCGGGAUGAGCUUCGGCGCCGAGACACCACGCAAUCGCGUCGCCGCUCCCAUGGCUCCCAAGGAUCUCUUGGAUCUUCCGAGGAUGUUGACAUGGAGAGCGACCUUGAACUUGACAAUCGACGCUCUCCAUCCGCCCCGAAGGACGACCCACCUGCUGAGCUGCGGGAUAUUCAACGCGCGCGUGUCGGUCGCAGCAACUUCGCCCAAGUUUGUUUCUACCCUGGGUUCGAAGACGCCAUUACUGGAUGCUACGCCCGUGUCAACAUUGGUCCUAACAGCGAGACGGGCAUGAAUGAAUACCGUAUGUGCUUGAUUGAAGGAUUCAACACCGGAAAACCCUAUGCCUUGGAGGGGAAGAAUGGUCGCCCAUUCGUCACCGAUCAAUAUGCCAAACUUGCUCAUGGUAAAGCUGUCCGGGAAUUUCCCUUCAUCGCUUGUUCCGAUUCUCCAUUCACAGAGGCUGAAUACAGUCGGUAUCGGAAGACUAUGGUGGUGGAAGACUGCAAGAUGGCCACGCAAAGCAAUUUGGCGACCAAAGUCGCUGACAUCAAUCGCCUGAUCAACCACGUCUUCACCCCCGAGGAGAUGACCACUAAGCUGCGACGGCAAGGUGUCCUUUACACAGAUGAGAACAUCAUCCGACGCACUGAUCUUGAGCGCGACAUCAAACUUGCCGAAGCUGAAGGCGAUGCAGCAAAGGUUGAAAAGCUUCAGAAAGAACUGGAUGAGAUUAUCAAUCCUAAGCUCUCCUGGGGCACAUCCCUCAAACCACGAACAGCCAACGAGAAAAAGCUCUCUGAGGCUGAGCGCGUCCACCAAAUCAACCUGCGAAAUCAGAAGCUGAAUUACGAGAACGUACGCCGUGCUCAGCUAGAAGAGCGCAAGGCUGCUCGCAAGAGUGCCGCUGCUGUAGCUCGUGGCGAAGCUGCUCCGGAUCCUUUCAUGCGAGUGCGCACUGUUGCCAAGACGCAUCAUGACGUCUCGGACAAACCCAAGGAUGCUUCUGCUCCGGAGGCUACCUCUGUUGCGGCUCCACAUGACGAAUCCAAGGAACAAACCAAGACCCUGAACGACGGAGCUAAGCGAUUGGCUCUGCCCGGCGUCCUCCCAAAGAAACCUAAGAGCGGGACUGCGAUCAGAUAUGCACCCACAUAUCACGAUCACAUGGUUGCUCUGGCUGAUCAACUUGCGGAUGAGAUGGACGCUAUGAUGGCCGAGGUCGCUCCCGAGAUUGCCCCCCCAAAAGAGGUGGUGAAAUAG
Messenger RNA from Penicillium oxalicum, 1899 nucleotides. RefSeq names its product RNA polymerase-associated protein. Gene Ontology annotation, cellular component: Cdc73/Paf1 complex. NCBI's taxonomy places the organism in Eukaryota, Fungi, Ascomycota, Eurotiomycetes, Eurotiales, Aspergillaceae. The record is from RefSeq and is a predicted model, not a curated record. The transcript has 3 exons. Gene Ontology annotation, molecular function: RNA polymerase II C-terminal domain phosphoserine binding; DNA binding. Bases 1 to 1899 code for a protein of 632 amino acids.